This is a messenger RNA of Frankliniella occidentalis (western flower thrips), 1208 nucleotides long. RefSeq lists its product as uncharacterized. The transcript is spliced from 6 exons. The record is from RefSeq and is a predicted model, not a curated record. Gene Ontology annotation, molecular function: oxidoreductase activity. Lineage: Eukaryota; Metazoa; Arthropoda; Insecta; Thysanoptera; Thripidae. The coding region runs from base 192 to 971 and encodes 259 amino acids.
UUAAGCCCUGUUCCGUUUGCUCGGUAACGGUACCGGUACCACGGUACCACCUGGCACCUAUUGACUCCGUGCAGUAACCCGAUACAAAGUUCUACAAAACUUCUGUUCCAAUUUUGCAACCCUUUCUUCGCUGGCUAACCCUUCAAUUCCUUACUACAAUUCAGAUUUUCUUGGCUAGUGACCUUGAUAAAAUGUCAUCCCUCAAGGAUAAAGUGGUGUUGAUAACAGGUGCUAGUUCAGGAAUUGGUGCUGGCACAGCCAUACACUUUGCAAAAUUGGGAUGUCAUCUUGCACUAAAUGGACGUAAUGAAGACAACUUAAAAUCUGUUGUGAAACAAUGUGAAGAUACAGGUUUAUCGAAAGAAAACAUCCUCACCAUAGUAGGUCAAGUGGAAGAUCAACAAAGCUGUGAAAAGAUCAUCAAUGACACUGUGAAACAUUUUGGGCGUUUAGAUUCUUUGAUUAACAAUGCCGGGACACUAGUAACAGGCAGCUUUGAAACAAUGUCUGUUGAAGAUUUUGACAGACAGAUGAAUGUAAAUGUUCGCUCGGUUUUUCUACUCAUGAAAUUGGCUAUACCACAUUUGAAAAUGACAAAAGGGACAAUAGUGAAUGUAUCAAGCGUGGCUGGUCUAAGAUCUUUUCCCAACAUUGCUGCCUAUGCCACAAGUAAAGCUGCGGUUGAUCAAAUGACAAGAUGCACAGCGUUGGAUUUGGCACCAUAUGGUAUUCGUGUGAAUGCAGUGAAUCCUGGUGUCAUUGUGACAGAUAUUCACAGACGAGCAGGAAUGUCAGAGAAAGACUAUGCUGAGUUUCUGGAGCACUCACGAUCAACACAUGCCCUGGGGAGAGCAGGAACAGUUGAAGAAGUUGCCAAAGCCAUUGCAUUUCUUGCCUCUGACGAUUCAACUUUCACAACUGGAGAAACCCUUACAGUUGAUGGUGGUAGACAUGCAAUGUGUGCACGAUAAAUAUAAUACAAGCUGUUCCAGGCUGCAAUUUUUUAAAAUUACAGCAGCGCAAGAGUGUAACAACUGUAUUACUUGUUUAAUAAUGGAGAAAAGUCAGGUAAUAUAAGACUAGUUUUUGAAAGAAAGGUGUACUUCAAUUACUAAAUCGGCUUUUUUUAUGGGGACUAGUUAUAAGUUAACACACACUAAAGUUAAAAAAUUGACAAGUACAAAAUAAAUACUUUUCUUCUAAAUCCA